Capronia epimyces CBS 606.96 is the source of this 1725-nucleotide messenger RNA. Its product is annotated as elongator complex protein 3. Bases 1 to 1725 code for a protein of 574 amino acids. Gene Ontology annotation, biological process: tRNA wobble base 5-methoxycarbonylmethyl-2-thiouridinylation. Gene Ontology annotation, cellular component: cytoplasm; nucleus; elongator holoenzyme complex. Gene Ontology annotation, molecular function: acyltransferase activity, transferring groups other than amino-acyl groups; iron-sulfur cluster binding. The record is from RefSeq and is a predicted model, not a curated record. Lineage: Eukaryota; Fungi; Ascomycota; Eurotiomycetes; Chaetothyriales; Herpotrichiellaceae. The transcript has a single exon.
AUGGCGACCGAGACGGUAACCAGGACCAAGGUCAAACUGGGCAAGAAUGAAAAACUCCCACCCGAAAAUGUUCGGUUCAUGGCCGCGUGUGCCGACAUUGCUCGAGCGCUGGUACAAGAAUACGAAGCCAGCCUCGAUGACUCGAAACCGAAGAAAGAUGUCAACCUCAAUAGACUCAGAGGCGACAUUGCGAAGAAACACCGGCUCAGCACCCAGCCGCCUUUGACCGCCAUUCUUGCCGCCACCCCCGAGCAGUACAAAAAACAUCUCCUUCCGAAGCUGAUUGCAAAGCCUGUACGGUCAGCAAGUGGAAUUGCCGUCGUGGCGGUCAUGUGUAAACCGCAUCGUUGUCCGCACAUUGCCUUUACAGGAAACGUCUGUACCUACUGUCCAGGAGGCGUCGAUUCGGAUUUCGAAUACUCUACUCAGUCCUACACCGGCUAUGAGCCUACAUCCAUGCGUGCCAUCCGUGCCCGAUAUGAUCCGUUCGAACAGGCUCGAGGGCGAGUCGAUCAGAUCAAAAGUCUCGGACAUAGUGUUGACAAGGUGGAAUUCAUCAUCAUGGGCGGCACCUUCAUGUCUCUAGAUCAGGCCUAUCGCGACAACUUCAUCGCUCAGUUACACAAUGCUCUGUCAGGCUAUCAGACUGAGAAUGUCGAUGAAGCGGUUGCGGCAGGGGAGAUGUCCAACAUCAAAUGCGUAGGGAUCACGAUUGAGACCAGGCCAGACUUUGGCCAAAUCGACCACUUGUCCGACAUGCUUCGGUACGGAUGUACACGCCUGGAACUUGGAGUCCAGUCGCUGUAUGAAGACGUGGCCCGGGAUACGAACAGAGGCCACACUGUCGCCGCCGUGGUUGAGGCUUUCAAAUUCUGCAAGGAUGCCGGGUUUAAAGUCGUGUCACAUAUGAUGCCGGAUUUACCCAACGUCGGCAUGGAGCGCGACAUUUUCCAAUUUCAAGAAUAUUUCGAGAAUCCCGACUUCAGGACGGAUGGCCUUAAGAUCUAUCCCACCCUGGUCAUCCGUGGUACUGGUGUCUAUGAACUUUGGCGGACAGGUCGCUUCAAGAAUUACACCCCGAAUGCUUUGGUGGACCUGGUGGCGAGGAUAUUGGCGCUGGUGCCACCAUGGACAAGAAUCUACCGUGUCCAACGUGAUAUCCCCAUGCCACUCGUCACAUCUGGAGUCGAGAAUGGCAAUCUACGCGAAUUAGCGCUGUCAAGAAUGAAGGACUUUGGCACGACCUGUCGAGACGUGCGAACCCGGGAAGUGGGCAUCAAUGAAGUCAAGAACAAGAUCCGGCCGUCUCAGGUGGAGCUUGUGAGGAGAGAUUACAUGGCCAACGGCGGUUGGGAAACGUUCCUUGCGUACGAAGAUCCCAAACAGGAUAUCCUCAUCGGUCUGCUGCGGCUACGAAAAUGCAGCCCUACUCACACCUUCCGGCCCGAGCUGACGGGCCAACCGACAAGCAUGGUCCGAGAGCUGCACGUUUAUGGUUUGGCGGUACCUAUCCAUGGCCGCGAGAAGGGCAAAUUCCAACAUCAGGGCUACGGCACCCUUUUGAUGAAAGAAGCCGAGAGGAUCGCCCGAGAUGAACACGGCAGCGAGAAAUUGAGUGUCAUCAGUGGAGUGGGCGUGCGCAGUUAUUAUGCCCGGCUUGGAUACAGUCUCGAUGGGCCAUAUAUGAGCAAGAUGCUCAGCUUUGAUGACGAAGAUGAAGGUUGA